This is a messenger RNA of Durio zibethinus, 1477 nucleotides long. Its product is annotated as zinc finger CCCH domain-containing protein 14-like. The record is from RefSeq and is a predicted model, not a curated record. NCBI's taxonomy places the organism in Eukaryota, Viridiplantae, Streptophyta, Magnoliopsida, Malvales, Malvaceae. Gene Ontology annotation, molecular function: metal ion binding; mRNA binding.
AAAUUAUUAUUUUCAGUACAUCAUCAACCACAUUUAAACCUAAUUUUGAAUUCCGCCCUUUCCCUUCUUCUUCGAACCCUAAUUUCUCUUUCUUUCUAUCUUCUAGGUCUCCAUUUUUUUUUUCUCAUUUUCACUCAUUUUCUUUUCUUCUUCUUGGAUCUCGUUGCUCGCCCAAUGGAGUUUGGUGGUGGACGUAAGAGAGGGAGGCCCGAGUCUGCCUUGAACGGCAAUGGCGGCUUUAAGAAAUCCAAGCAAGAAAUGGAGUCCUUUCCAACUGGUAUAGGAAGCAAAUCGAAGCCAUGCACAAAGUUUUUCAGCACUUCAGGGUGCCCAUUUGGUGAGAGCUGUCACUUUUUGCACUAUGUUCCCGGUGGCAUCAAAGCAGUAUCUCAGAUGUUGGGUAGCAACCCAACUAUCCCUGCAGCUGCCAGAAGUUCAGUAGUUCCACCAUCCUUCCCUGACGGCUCAUCUCCUCCAGCUGUGAAAACCCGCUUGUGCAACAAAUUCAACACCCCUGAAGGUUGCAAGUUUGGUGAUAAAUGCCAUUUUGCACAUGGUGAGUGGGAGCUUGGCAAGCCAACUGGUCCUGCUUAUGAAGAUCCUCGUGCCAUGGGAUCAAUGCCAGGAAGGAUGGUUGGCAGAAUGGAGCCUACCUCACAAGGUCUUGGUGCUGCAGCCAGCUUUGGAGCAUCUGCCACUGCCAAGAUCAGCAUUGAUGCAUCCCUUGCAGGAGCUAUUAUCGGUAAAAAUGGUGUGAACUCAAAGCAUAUUUGUCGUGUCACAGGAGCCAAGCUGUCUAUAAGGGAGAAUGAAUCAGAUCCUAGUUCAAGGAAUAUUGAGCUGGAGGGAACAUUUGAUCAGAUCAAACAAGCCAGUGCGAUGGUUCGUGAACUUAUUUUAAAUGUUGGUUCAGCCUCUGGAACUAGCAUGAAGAAUCCUGCUAUGAGUGGCUCUGGUUCAGCAAACAACUUUAAGACGAAGCUGUGUGAGAACUUUUCCAAAGGAUCCUGCACGUUUGGUGACAGGUGCCAUUUUGCGCAUGGAGCAGAAGAAUUGCGCAAACCAGGAAUGUGAAUUCCUCAUGUUUUUGUUGUCUUUCUCCUUUGUGUUGGGUAAAAACUAUUGCUGUAGCCAUUGGUUAAUUUGGUGGUACUUCUAUGAGGGUUUUGGGUUUUGCCGGAUGCAAAGGUAGGCUUUAGCUUGGAGUCCAAGAGUUUUCUAGGUUUUUGUUUUUCUUAUAUUUGAUGAUUUCUUCUGUAUACCUGUGGAAUGGAAACUUGGUGGCGUAUAUUGUUAUGAGUUGAUAACUCCUGGCAGCAGUAAGACUUAAUGAAUUUAAGAGAUUUAACAGAUUCUGCUUCUUGUGUGCCUUGAUUUUCAUCUGAACUUUAGGUUGAGGAAUAUUAUUGGUAGUCUUAUUUUAUCCAAAGGGAUAAGAAAAUGGGGAUGGUGAGGUUUGACUUGUCAGCUUAUAUAU